AUGUUUCCUUUUGUUAAAUAUAUAAUUUUUACACUUUUUAUCGUUAUCAACUACAAUUUAACAUAUGGUCGGAGAGGAUAUUUUAAUCAAUUUAAACGAUUUGAUACUGGUCUUCUAUCAGAAGGCUUACCAAUGUGGCUAGAAAAACGUGAGGAAUUUGAAGCUCCCUAUAGCUAUGAUAGUAUUUCAAGGGCACUGAAAGAUCGCAGUAAUUUGGAACUCGAUGAACUAAACCGAAUUAUCAGUUACAGCAACAUUAACCAUCCUUUCUUAGAAUAUUUUGAUAGUGAAUUAAAUCCAAGUGUUUAUUCUGAUGAUAUAAUAAAUCGUGAUAUGAGAGCUAAACCUGCUUUUGAAGCGAUAAGUGGUCUGCAAAAUAAUGGAUUACGAUCUUAUAUGAAUUGGCAACCUGCAAUCAUUGGUUCAGUUUGUGCAGCAUUGGGUGUAUUGGUGAUAGCAGCAAUAGGUACAGCUUAUCAGAAACGUAAACUAUGGAAGCAAACCCGCUUGAGUCAAGAUGAAGAAUUUACAUUAGAGAAUUCAAAUUUACCAGACAAAAUGCUAUCACUUAGUUCGGAGGAUGAUCCAACAAAUGUUAGCGUUAGAAAAGUUAAUGAUCAUACUAGAAUAAGUGAUGAGGAUGACAGUGAAGAUGAUGUGGAUGAGGGAGAUUUCACAGUUUAUGAAUGUCCAGGGCUCGCUAAUACUGGUGAAAUCGAAGUCGAAAAUCCUUUCUUCGAUAAUAAUAAUAAUGAUAAUAAUGAAAAGAAUAAUAAGGAUAUUGAUAAUGAUAAUGGUGGAGAGAAAGCGUUGAAUACAAGUGGUAGCUCAGGUGAAUUGAUUGGUUGCAGUGAUUUAGAUGAGCACAUUAGUGACUGUGUCAAUAAUGGAUUUGCCGACGAGUUUAGUAAUCUGACAACAAAUACCACCACCAACGGAGAAGUAACAUUGAUCACUACAACUACAACCACUGUACCAACACCGAUACAAUCAGAGAAAUCACAUGCAGCUAGUAAAUAAGUUGUUGUGGAACGAGAAUUAAAUCAACUCCAAU
Molecule: messenger RNA, 1054 nt
Organism: Schistosoma mattheei
Lineage: Eukaryota; Metazoa; Platyhelminthes; Trematoda; Strigeidida; Schistosomatidae
Source: the annotation of a GenBank genome assembly